Molecule: messenger RNA, 864 nt
Organism: Hevea brasiliensis (rubber tree)
Lineage: Eukaryota; Viridiplantae; Streptophyta; Magnoliopsida; Malpighiales; Euphorbiaceae
Exons: 3
Coding region: 1-864 (287 amino acids)
Source: RefSeq, a predicted model, not a curated record
AUGGGAUAUAUUUAUGAAGCCAUGGAUAGGGCUAAAGAAGCCAUUGCCAACUCACUCAAUGGCAAUGAAGAGAAAUACAAGAGCAUUUUUGAGAUUAUUGAUGCGAGAUGGUCACUUCAAUUGCAUUGUCCUUUGCAUGCUGCUGGAUACUUUUUGAAUCCUGAAUUUUUUUAUCCAAAUAAGAUAAGAAUCGAAUCUGAUGAAGAGGUCAAUACAGGAUUGCUUUCUUGCAUUCAUAAAAUGGAAAAAAAUUCAGUAAAAGUUGAUAUGAUUCUUGAUGAAAUUGAGAAAUACAAGGCAGCUGCAGGGACCUUUGGUUUUCCUUCAGCUAUUAGAGGAAGAACAACCAAAUCUCCAGCUGCUUGGUGGAAAACAUAUGGUUCUUCAACUCCAAACCUACAAAAGUUUGCUGUAAAGCUUCAUAGUAAGAAAAGAAAUCUGCUAUUUCAAGAACGCUUGGACAAUUUGGUAUAUGUGAAGUACAAUAGAGCGUUGCUACGCCGACACACUUUUGGGGAUAUCACAACACCUAUUGAUUUGGCAAAUAUUGAUGAGAGUAAUGAAUGGUUGCUUGGUGAAUUAGAAAAAGGUGAUGGGGAUGAUGAUGAUGAUGAUUCUCUUGUUUUCAUGAAUGACGUAUUGACCUGGGGUGAUGUUGGUAGAGUAGCUGGAGUUUCUGAAUCUCGUUAUGAAUCGAGAUCGGCUGCAAGAUCAACACCACCAGUUGAAACUCCAUCAUUUCGAAGGCCUCGUGCAAUGAGAGGUGCAUCCUCUUCGCAAGUUGAUGAUGAUGAAGAGAAGGAAGAAUUUGUGAUGGCCGUUGUUGAAAAUGAAGAUGAUUUUGGAAAUCUUGAUGAUGAGUAG